Equus quagga is the source of this 589-nucleotide messenger RNA. RefSeq names its product RAB interacting factor (gene RABIF). The record is from RefSeq and is a predicted model, not a curated record. The transcript is spliced from 2 exons. Gene Ontology annotation, cellular component: cytosol; membrane. Bases 42 to 413 code for a protein of 123 amino acids. Lineage: Eukaryota; Metazoa; Chordata; Mammalia; Perissodactyla; Equidae. Gene Ontology annotation, molecular function: zinc ion binding; guanyl-nucleotide exchange factor activity. Gene Ontology annotation, biological process: small GTPase-mediated signal transduction; post-Golgi vesicle-mediated transport.
CCUGCGCGGUGGUGGCCGAGGCUGCUGCAGCGGUGGCAGUCAUGGAGCCUGCGGAGCCGCUAAACGAGUUGGUGUCGGCCGAGGGCCGAAACCGGAAGGCGGUGCUGUGCCGACGUUGUGGCUCCCGGGUGCUGCAGCCGGGGACGGCUCUCUUCUCCCGCCGGCAGCUUUUUCUUCCCUCCAUGAGAAAGAAGCCAGCUCUGGCUGAUGGCAGCAAUCCCGAUGGCGAUAUCCUCCAGGAACACUGGCUGGUUGAUGACAUGUUCAUCUUUGAGAACGUGGGCUUCACCAAGGACGUGGGCAACAUCAAGUUUCUGGUCUGCGCGGACUGUGAAAUUGGACCAAUUGGCUGGCAUUGCCUAGAUGACAAGAAGAGUUUCUAUGUGGCCUUGGAACGGGUUUCUCAUGAGUAAUUGAGGGUAGGAGGACUCAACUCCACCCCAACUGUAAAAGCUACUCUCCACAAGAACUGGCAUUUAACGUGGUAUAAUUGUUCUGCUGCCACCUUCUCUGUACCAAUAUAAAUUAUGAGUAUCAACAUGUCCAGCUUAACAUGCAGAGAGCUAACCCUGCUUCCUUAAAGCCUCAA